GGGGAAGCGGCGAGCGGGGCGCGCGGCGGGACCGGGUACGCGGCGGCCGCGCUCCGGCGCUCGGCAGCGGUGCUGAGCCCGCAGGAUGGCCUCCUGCCCGCGCCUUUGAAGUUCCGCAAGGACAACGGCUGGGGGGGACACAUGGAUACGGCUGGCAAGGGCAGCAAGGCAAAGGGGGGGUCCGUGCGCUUCGCCCCCAGCCACCCUCCCGAGGGAGCCCACGGCCACGUCCACUUCGAGGAGAAGCUCCACGACUCGGCAGUGAUGGUGACGCAGGAGAAGGACGGCAGCUUCCUUGUCAAGGUAGGAUUCCUGAAGAUCCUCCACAAGUACGAGAUCACCUUCCUGCUGCCGCCGGUGCCGAGGCUGGGGAAGGACAUCUGCGCCGUUCCCCUUCCCAACCCCAACCUCCGCGUCAUCGGUAUCGCCGCCCUGCCCGAAGGUCACAGCGUGAAGUGUGAGUACACGGCACACAGGGAGGGGGUCCUGAAGGAGGAGAUGGUCCUGGCCAGCGAGACCGGUGACGGCGCCUGCCUCAAGGUUGUGGUCCAAGCCCGCGUCAUGGACCGGCACCACGGCACGCCGAUGCUCCUGGAUGGCGUCCGCUGCGUCGGCGCCGAACUGGAGUACGACUCAGAGCAGAGCGACUGGCACGGCUUCGAUUAGGAGCUCCGUUCCCACCCCGCCUGGUUCCCAGGACGCUGCCCACCGCUCCGAACCCCAGAGACCACCCCGAAGCCACCCCGGGGGGGGCCGCGGCUCAGCGCCCGCCGCCCGCUGAGGGGGUGCGGCUGGCGGGGUCCCGGGGGGGCGGCUGCCCCGGCUGCUGCUUUGCCCCCACCCUCCUGCCCCCAUUGCCCCGGACGCCGGGGGGCGCCUCAGCCCGGGGGGGGCAUUCCCGGGCCGGGAGGGAGGGAGGCAGGGACGCACCGCUGCCACUGCCACUGCCACUGCCACUGCCCGGCCAGCGCCUUCGCCUCCUCGUUUGCCUUUUUUUUUC
Messenger RNA from Cuculus canorus (common cuckoo), 1000 nucleotides. It is a transcript of the gene ADISSP, whose product is annotated as adipose secreted signaling protein. The record is from RefSeq and is a predicted model, not a curated record. NCBI's taxonomy places the organism in Eukaryota, Metazoa, Chordata, Aves, Cuculiformes, Cuculidae. The coding region runs from base 142 to 666 and encodes 174 amino acids. The transcript has 6 exons.